Molecule: messenger RNA, 3443 nt
Organism: Eubalaena glacialis (North Atlantic right whale)
Lineage: Eukaryota; Metazoa; Chordata; Mammalia; Artiodactyla; Balaenidae
Gene: MAP7D1
Product: MAP7 domain containing 1
Exons: 17
Coding region: 331-2862 (843 amino acids)
Biological process (GO): microtubule cytoskeleton organization
Cellular component (GO): microtubule cytoskeleton
Source: RefSeq, a predicted model, not a curated record
CCCCGCGUCCAACUUGGUACGUGCCAGCGGCGAGGCCAGGCCCAGCCCGGGCGGUACAAUAGGGUUGGGCCGCGGCGGGGACUGGGCCGGCGCUGGGCGAGGAGCAGGAUCGCGGCCGGAGCCGACAGACACUGGGCGGCCGGCGACUCCGAGCCCUCAGGCCACCAGCCGAGCCAGCCUCGAGCUACCCCGGAGCUCCCCCCGCCUUCAAAUCGUUGCCCGCCGGGCCGGGCCGGGCGUGAUGCGCCGCGGGACCCCUAUCCUGGCCGCUGGCCGCCGCCGCCGUCGCCGCUGCUGAAACCCCGAAGACUCCCCAGUGACGCCGCAGCCAUGGAGAGCGGCUCACGUUCGGAGCCCGGUGCCGGCGCAGCCCCAGAUGUGGCAGCCAGGACCCCUCCAGAGCCAAGACCUUCUCCAGAAGGUGACCCCUCCCCACCGCCGCCACCGCCACCGAUGUCAGCCCUGGUGCCCGACACUCCCCCAGACACCCCUCCCGCCAUGAAGAACACCACUGGCCCUAAGCAGCUCCCACUGGAACCAGAGAGCCCCCCAGAGCUGGUAGGGCCUAGGCCAGCCCUGCAGCAGGAAGAGUCCCCUUUCUCAGAAGUGAAGAUCAGGGGACCCACCCCACCAGCCACAGGCCCACGGGAUGCCAGACCUCCUCGAAGGAGCAGCCAGCCAUCCCCAACAGCAGUGUCAGCUGCCGACAGCCCUCCCACGAAGCAAGAUGCAAAGAAGGCAGGAGAGAGACACAAGCUGGCGAAGGAGCGGCGGGAAGAGCGGGCCAAGUACCUAGCGGCCAAGAAGGCAGUGUGGCUGGAGAAGGAGGAGAAGGCCAAGGUGCUGCGGGAGAAGCAGCUCCAGGAGCGCCGGCGGCGGCUGGAGGAGCAGCGGCUCAAAGCCGAGCAACGCCGAGCAGCCCUGGAGGAGCGGCAACGGCAGAAACUGGAGAAGAACAAGGAGCGAUAUGAGGCAGCCAUCCAGCGGUCAGUGAAGAAGACGUGGGCCGAAAUCCGGCAGCAGCGCUGGUCCUGGGCAGGGGCCCUGCACCACAGCUCCCCAGGACGGAAGACCAGUGGGAGCAGGUGCUCCGUGUCGGCAGUAAACCUGCCCAAACACGUGGACUCUAUAAUCAACAAGCGGCUCUCAAAGUCCUCUGCCACGCUCUGGAACUCCCCCAGUAGAAAUCGCAGCCUGCAGCUGAGCCCAUGGGAGAGCAGCAUUGUGGACCGUCUGAUGACGCCCACCCUCUCCUUCCUGGCACGGAGUCGCAGUGCAGUCACCCUGCCCCGAAACGGCCGGGACCAGGGUAGGGGCCACGGUCCUGGGAGAGCCCCCUCGAGAGGCGGGACAGGGGCCAGCCUCGUGAGUGGGCCGCACCCCGACCUCACUCAUCCCUCCGCAGCCGUGCCCGUGUGCCCUCGCUCGGCCUCCGCCAGCCCCCUGACGCCGUGCAGCGCCCCCCGAAGCGGGCACCGCUGCGCUCCCGCCGGGGAGCGCCGCAAGGCCAGCGCCGGGGGCAGCCCUGCCCCGGCCCGCCUCCGGCCUGAGGCUUCGCUGGUGCAGAAAAAGGAGAAGAAGGACAAGGAGCGGGAAAACGAGAAGGAGAAGAGUGCCCUGGCCCGGGAGCGCAGCCUCAAGAAGCGCCAGUCGCUGCCUGCCUCUCCGCGCACGCGCCUCUCCACUGGCAACUCGGAGCUCAGUCCCAAAUCCAAGGCCCGGCCAUCCUCUCCCUCCACAUCCUGGCACAGGCCUGCCUCUCCCUGCCUCAGCCCAGGGCCAGGUCAUGCUCUGCCCCCAAAACCACCGUCCCCCCGAGGUACCACUGCAUCACCCAAGGGGCGGAUUCGGAGGAAGGAUGAGGCAAAGGAGAGCCUCAGUGUGGCGGGGCCUGAGGACAAGAACCAGAGCAAGGGCAAGGCCAGUGACGAGAAGGAGCCUGCAGCCCCAGCCUCACCAGCACCCUCGCCUGUGCCCUCACCCACCCCAGCCCAGCCCCAGGAGGAGCAGCCCACAGAGAUCCCUGCAGAUGCAGCAGUCUUGACCUCACCCCCAGCCCCUGCUCCCCUGGUGACCCCUAGCAAACCGAUGGCUGGCACGACGGACCGAGAAGAGGCCACUAGGCUCCUGGCUGAGAAGCGGCGCCAGGCCCGGGAGCAGCGGGAGCGCGAGGAACAGGAGCGGAGGCUGCAGGCCGAAAGGGACAAGCGAAUGCGAGAGGAGCAGCUGGCUCGGGAGGCCGAGGCCCGGGCAGAGCGGGAGGCGGAGGCCAGGAGGCGGGAGGAGCAGGAGGCCCGGGAGAAGGCGGAGAAGGCGCAGGCGGAGCAGGAGGAACAGGAGCGGCUGCAGAAGCAGAAAGAGGAGGCCGAAGCUCGGUCCCGAGAAGAAGCGGAGCGGCAGCGUCUGGAGCGGGAAAAGCACUUCCAGCGCGAGGAGCAGGAGCGGCAGGAGCGCAAAAAGCGCCUGGAGGAAAUCAUGAAGAGGACUCGGAAGUCAGAAGCUGCUGAAACCAAGCAGAAGCAGGACAGAAAGGAGGCGAAGGCCAACAAUUCCAGCCCAGGGAUAGACCCUGUGAAAGCCACGGAGGCUCGGCCCUCCGGGCUGCAGAAGGAGGCUGUGCAGAAAGAGGAGCUGGCCCCCCAGGAGCCUCAGUGGAGCCUGCCAAACAAGGAGUCGCCGGGGUCCCUGGUGAAUGGCCUGCAGCCUCUCCCAGCGCACCAGGAGAAUGGCUUCUCCCCUAAGGGACCCUCUGGGGACAAGAGUCUGGGCCGAACUCCAGAGGCACUCCUGCCCUUCGCAGAGGCAGAAGCCUUCCUUAAGAAAGCUGUGGUGCAGGCCCCGCAGGUCACAGAAGUCCUUUAAGGGGUUGCCUUGGAUCCAGGCACAACUAUGAGGGCUCCUUUGCAUCAUCUACCAGGAUGUCUGCAAGAGAAAGAGACAGUACAAAGCUGGAAGUGGCCUGGGCCCCUGAGGGUUGGGUCCUCUCUGUUAUUUUUAACCUGCACCUUAUAGACUGAUGUCUCUUUGGCUGGAGCCCCUCAGUGCAUUCGUGUGCUCACACGUGCGGACACCCCCCCCACCCACACACACACACAUACACUCACAGCCUCUCUGGCCUCCUCCCAUGGGGAAGGGCUACCUGUAGUAUUUGCCUUGGUUUGGUGGGGUACAGUGGAUGUGAAUACUGUAAAUAGUUUGUGCUCAGACUCCUCUGCGUGGAGGGGCGGGUGCAAGAGGCAGACCCUCCCAAGACUCCCUGGGGAGAUCUUCCUCCCUCUAUUUAACUGUGACUGAGGGGGAACCCAGGUCUGGGGAUGGGGGGCACCUUGGGCCACAGGAUACUGGUUGCUUUAGGGGUACCCAUGCCCCCUGCCCUCGCCUGGAAUCAGUGUUAUUGCAUCUGAUCAAAUUUCUCCAGAAAUAAAGUGAGAAUAAUUCUGCCA